ACCGAGAGCCUGCUCUGACUGCUCUUAUCCUUUCCACACAUUCACUGCCUCUCGCUCCGCACUGCAAUCCCAGGCAGUUUGCAAGCACACACCCAGAGCCUGGCACUCGCUGUGCUGUGCCUCUUCAUUUGCUGCCUGUGGAUCCCACGUGCUGGGGAUUUUUCUGCUCCACACUCUACUUUGCUCCUCGUGUGCCCUGAAGAAAGAGGACGUGCUCCCUGGACUUUCUGUGGCAAGAGCUGGCAGGUUGGGAGGCCAGGAAAAGAGCACCUGUUUUCUGUUGUGCUGAGCUCCAUGGAAGCCAUACAGGAAGUUUGUAAGCAGGAAAAGUGAGGUUGGAGGCAUGAGAGAAGGCAAUGAAGAGGAUUUAAUAGAUAAAAUUGGGCUGCCAAUAGGGGCAGCGUGGUGGUGCAGGGGGUUAAUGCCCUGGCCUAAAGUGCCUGCAUCCUAUAUGGGCUCCGGUUCACGACCCGGCUGCUCUGCUUCAUGUCCAGCUCUCUGCUAUGGCCUGGGAAAGCAGUAGAAGAUGGCCCAAGUCCUUGGGCCCCUGUAUCCAUGUGGGAGACCUGGAAGAAGCUCCUGGCUUCUGGCCUUGGAUCGGUGCAACUCCGGCCGUUGUGGCUGUCUGAGGAGUGAACCAUCAGAUGGAAGACCUCUCUCUAAGUCUGAGGUAUGAUUCUGGGCACCUUCACAUAUUUCCAAGACUAAACAAAAUUAUUACAUACCCUGUGAUGCUAACAUUUGAAGACCUGGCUGUUUACUUUACCUGGGAGGAAUGGCAGAACAUGAACAAAGCUCAGAAAAUUCUGUACAGGGAUGUGAUGUUGGAGACCUACAGCAGCCUGCUCUUCUUGGGGCACUGCAUUACCAAACCUGAUUUGAUUUUUAAGUUGGAGCAAGAAGCAGAGCCAUGGAUGGUGAAUGAGUGCCUAAAUCAGAGCUUUCCAGUUGCCAUGAAAAGUGAUGACAUAAUUAGGACCAAUAAGAAAAUUCAAGAAAAAAAAUUUAAUAACAUGGCAGAGAAAUCUUAUGAAUGUAAUGACUGUGGAAAAGCCUUUGACUCUAAGUCAGCAUUCAUGAAACAUCAGAGAAUUCACUCAGGAGAGAAACCUUAUGAAUGUAAUGACUGUGGAAAAGCCUUUGGCCAGAAGUCACAUCUCAUAGUGCAUCAGAGAAUUCACACAGGAGAGAAACCUUAUGAAUGUAAUGCCUGUGGAAAAGCAUUUGGCCAGAAGUCACAUCUCAGAGUGCAUCAGAGAAUUCACACAGGAGAGAAAUUUUAUGAAUGUAAUAAAUGUGGGGUAGCCUUUGGUUUGAAGUCAGACCUCAUCAAACAUCAGAAAAUUCACACGGCAGAGAAACCUUAUGAAUGUAAUGACUGUAGAAAAGUCUUUGGCUAUAAGUCACAACUCAUAAUACAUCAGAGAAUUCACACAGGAGAGAAACCUUAUGAAUGCAAUGCCUGUGGAAAAGCCUUUGUCCAGAAGUCACAUCUCCGAGUGCAUCAGAAAAUUCACACAGGAGAGAAACCUCAUGAAUGUAAUGACUGCGGCAAAGCCUUCAGCCAUAAGUCACAACUCAUAACCCAUCAGAGAAUUCACACAGGGGAGAAACCUUAUGAAUGUAAUGACUGUGGCAAACCCUUUGGCUUGAGGUCAGCACUCAUGAGACAUCAGAGAAUUCACACAGGAGAGAAACCUUAUGAAUGUAAUGACUGUGGAAAAACCUUCAGCCGUAAGUCACAUCUUGUAAUGCAUCAGAGAAUUCACACAGGAGAGAAACCUUAUGAAUGCAAUGACUGUGGAAAAGCCUUUGGCCAGAAGUCACAUCUCAGAGUGCAUCAGAGAAUUCACACAGGGGAGAAAUUUUAUGAAUGUAAUAACUGUGGGAUAGCCUUUGGUUUGAAGUCAGACCUCAUCAAACAUCAGAAAAUUCACAUGGCAGAGAAACCUUAUGAAUGUAAUGACUGUAGAAAAGUCUUUAGCUAUAAGUCACAACUCAUAACCCAUCAGAGAAUUCACAAAGGAGAGAAACCUUAUAAAUGCAAUGCCUGUGGAAAAGCCUUUGGCCAGAAGUCACAUCUCAGAGUGCAUCAGAGAAUUCACAAAGGGGAGAAAACUUGUGAAUGUAAUGAAUGCGGCAAAGCCUUUGGCUUAAAGUCAGCACUCAUCAAACAUCAGAGAAUUCACACAGGGGAGAAACCUUAUAAAUGUAAUGACUGUGGCAAAGCCUUUGGCUCAAAGUCACAACUCAUAAUACAUCAGAGAAUUCACACAGGGGAGAAACCCUAUGAAUGUAAUGACUGUGGAAAAGCUUUUGGCCAGAAGUCAAAUCUCAUAACUCAUCAGAGAAUUCACACAGGAGAGAAACCUUAUAAAUGCAAUGACUGUGGAAAAGCCUUCAGCAGGAAGUCAGACCUCAUAAUCCAUCAGAGAAUUCACACAGGAGAGAAACCUUAUAAAUGCAAUGACUGUGGAAAAGCCUUUUGCAGGAAGUCACAUCUUGUAAUCCAUCGGAAAAUUCACACAGGAGAGAAAUCUUAUGAAUGCAAUGACUGUGGAAAAGCCUUUGGCCAGAGGUCACAUCUCAUAAUUCAUCAAAUAAUUCACACAGGGGAGAAACCUUAUGAAUGUAGUGACUGUGGAAAAGCCUUCAGCCUUAAAUCACAUCUCAUGAUCCAUCAGAGAAUUCACACAGGGGAGAAACCUUAUGAAUGUAAAGACUGUAGAAAAGCCUUUGGACAAAAGUCACAUCUCAUGAUCCAUCAGAGAAUUCACACAGGGGAGAAACCUUAUGAAUGUAACGUCUGUGGAAAAGCCUUUGUCCAGAAGGCAGACCUUAUCAAACAUCAGAGAAUUCACACAGGGUAGAAUCCUUAUGAAUGUGAUGUCUGAAAAAGCCUUCAGAUAUAAGUCACAGAUCAUAAUCUAUCAGAGAAUUCACACAGGAGAGAUGCCUUAUGAAUGCAUUCCCUGUAGAAAAUUCUUUGUGAAAAUCCCACCUUGUCAGAAUUCACAUAAGGGAGAAACAUGAGUGUAAUGACUGUGGAAAAGCCUUUGGCAAUAAGUCACAACUCCUAAUGCACCAGGGAAUUCACACAGGUGAGAAACUUUAAUGACUAAGGAAAAGCUUUUGGCCAGAAGUCAGACCUUUUUGAACAUCAGAGAGUUUGAAUGGGGGAAAACCAUGAAUGCAAUGACUGGAAAAACCUUUGGCCAAAAGUCAGACCUCAUCAAACAUCAGAGAAUUCACACAAUGAAGGAAGCUUAUGAAUGUAAUGACUGUGGGAAAACCUUUGGCCAGAAGUCACAACUUAUAAUGCAUCAGAGAAUUCACACAGGUGGCCAUGGGUUUAUCAUAAGUUGCCUUGAUUGUGUUGAGAAAUGCUCCUUUUCUACCCAGUUUGUUUAAUGAUUUUUACCAAGAAAGGGUGUUGUAUUUUUUCAAAUGCUUUCUCUGAAUCAACUGAGAUAAUAUCACUUUUGUUCCUCAGUUUGCAAUGGGAUGAAUCACAUUCACUGAUUUGGAAAUGUGGAACCAUCUCUGCAUAUAGUGAUAAAUACCCCUUGGUCCAGGUGAAUGAUCUUUUCUGAUGUGUUGUUGGGUUCAAUUAGCUAGUAUUUUGUUGAGGAUAUCUGCAUCUGUGUUCAUCAGAGAUAUUAGUCUGUAGUUCUUUCUCUGUUUUAUCUUUUUCUGGUUCAGGAAUCAUGAUGCUGGCUUUCUACAAAGAUGUUAGGGGUACUCCUAUAAGGAAAAGGGAGAAGAAACAGAGAGGAGACUGGAUACAAAUGCACAGCAAGUCUGAAUUUAUUCAAAGAAAAUUAACUCACAGUGGUUGAUCAAUUGCCAGUGUGAACAAAGAAUGAACACAUGGAUUGAGGGUUAAGACUCCCGGGUCUGGGCAUUUUUAUAUCUUAGGCAGGCUAUGGGUGGGGGUGGGUGUUAAAAGUUGGAGAUGAACUCCUUUAUACAGGAUCUUCAAGUUUGCUUCUACCAAACCAGUGGUUGAGUGCAGGGAUUUGGGUGGAGAAUAAUAGGGUGUGAGACUGAAUUGGGAUUCAGUGACAAGGGAUGGCUUCAUGACUUAAUAUUGGUAGAUUGUGUCCAGGAAUCUAUCCAUUUCUUCUGCAUUUCCCAAUUAUUGACAUACAGAACUUUGUAGUAAUUUCUGGUGAUUCUCUUUAUUUCUCUGGUAUCUGUUGGUAGAUCUUGUUUUUGUCUCUGAUUUUAUUGAUUUAGGCCUUCUCCCUUUUUUUUGUUGAUCAGUUGGGCCAAUAAUGAAUCAAUUUUGUUUGUUCAAAAAAACAGCUCUUCCUUUUACUGAUCUUUUGUAAGUAAUUUGCAGUUUGGGCUGUUGUUUUCCUUGGUCCUUGAGAUUCAUUGAUAGCUCAUUUGUUUAACACAUUUCCAAUUUCUUCAGUAGGCACCAGUUGCUCUAAACUUCCCUCUUAACACUGCUUUUGUAUUAUCCAAUAAGUUUUGAUGUGAUUUAUUAUCAUCUUCAUUCAUUUCAAGAAAUUUUUUGAUUUCUUGAUUUCUUUUAUGACCUACUGUUCAUUGAGGAGCAUGUUGUUCAGUCUCCCUGUGGUUGUAUAUGAUCUAGAGAUUCUUGAGUUGUUGAUUUCUAGCUUUAUUCCAUUUUUAUCAGAGGAGAUGCACAAUUUGACUUUCACUUUUUUUUUUUAAUUUGCUGAGACUUGCUUUAUGGAUGACCAUAUAGUCUUUUCUUAAGAAAGUUCCAUGUACUGCUGAAAAGAAUGUGUAUUCUGCAAUGAUGGGUUGAAAAGUUCUGUAGAUAGCAGUUAGGUCCAAUUGGUCCAUAGUUUGAAUUAGUUUUGUUCUUGUUAAUUAUUUGUCUUGUUGAUCUGUUCAUUAAUGAAUUGGGUUGUUGAAGUCUCCCAUUACUAUUUUAUUGGAGUCUAUUUCUCUCUUUGUAUCUUUAACAUUUCUUUUAACACCAACAUUUAUUUUAAAUAGCCAGGACCCUAAGCAUUCUGUGCAUAUACAUUUAUUUAUACUCACAUCUUCCCGUUGAAUUGAUCCCUUAAUCAUUAUA
Lepus europaeus (European hare) is the source of this 5056-nucleotide messenger RNA. Its product is annotated as zinc finger protein 260-like. Lineage: Eukaryota; Metazoa; Chordata; Mammalia; Lagomorpha; Leporidae. The transcript is spliced from 7 exons. Gene Ontology annotation, biological process: regulation of transcription by RNA polymerase II. The record is from RefSeq and is a predicted model, not a curated record. Gene Ontology annotation, molecular function: DNA-binding transcription factor activity, RNA polymerase II-specific; RNA polymerase II cis-regulatory region sequence-specific DNA binding. Bases 645 to 2870 code for a protein of 741 amino acids.